This is a messenger RNA of Aspergillus niger, 1857 nucleotides long. RefSeq lists its product as uncharacterized. NCBI's taxonomy places the organism in Eukaryota, Fungi, Ascomycota, Eurotiomycetes, Eurotiales, Aspergillaceae. The transcript has 4 exons. The coding region runs from base 1 to 1857 and encodes 618 amino acids. The record is from RefSeq and is a predicted model, not a curated record.
AUGGACCCCAUCGAGCCCGUCAACGGCUCGCCUGAUCCCCACGAAGGCCAGCCACCGUCGGCCACGCCCUCCCCCGGACCGACGUCAUACCCCCGACAACGUGCGGCCUCGCUGCGUUCCCGCCGCCCGUCCAUUCGCCUCCAACGCCUGCCUUCGUUGGAGCAGGCAAAUCUAUCCACGCUCCGCUCACAGCAAUCGCAACAAAAUGGCGAUACCAGCAGGACCCCUGGGACCACUCUGUCCCCUCUUCCUGCCAUCCCAGCAGCUUCCCCCGAAGACGAGUCAUGGCAGGGCAAUCGUCGUCGCAGCAACUCCGAGCCCCGACCUGGGCGAUGGUCUACGCCCAACCCGGCUGCUCUGGCACGGGUGACGACGGGCGGCCAGAUGCGCCCGGUGCAAGAGGAGACGUCGCACCCCAUCGUUUCCUCGGCAUCAAACCAACAAAUGCCGGAGGAUGUCCCUCCGCUACCGGAGAUACCGAGACGGGGUAGUCGGACCCCCAUGCGAUGGGCAAGUGGAAUGGGGGUGAACCGAUUCACGCGGAAUCGGGCGUCGACGGUUGGUGGAAGUGCUCCGGCUCAAAACCAUGAGGUGGACGACGAAUAUCGGUCUCAUAUUGUUGAUGUUUUGGACGUCAUUGAUCCGGAAGUGUCGGCCUUAUCUACCCUCACGAAUGUUCAGAAUUCCUUGUUCAUCCCGAAUCUGGGGCCUCUUUUGAAUCGCAACCAGACUUAUACGCUCUCGCCGCCAUCACCCAUGAGAGAACUAGAAUCUACAAGUGACGAGGAACGAGCGGAUGAGAUAAAGGAGCCCGAAGUUCGUCCAUCUAUAGAACACACACUUACAUCUGUUAUCGGCGAGGGGGAGGAGCCUCGGUUUGCUGUGCUGCCUGAGGGGAGCAAUCUUGCGGGCUGGAGCCCCGAAGAAAUCGAAGAGCUUAAUGACCAUGUCCGGCACAUGCUGCAUUCUCGACGAUCAAAGUUUAAGCGUUCAAUGAAGGGGUUUAGGAAAUAUGUAUCAAAGCUUACUCUAUAUGCCACACUCAUCACGCUUUUCGGUCUUGCCUGGGUACUUUUCCUCAUUGGCUGGAUCAAUGUCGGGGGCAGGCAAUCCUACAUCAUUAACGUCAUCGACAACGUCCUUGUAGCCUUGUUCGCAAUCAUGGGUGACGGGCUGGCCCCGUUCCGAGCCAUCGACACCUACCACAUGAUCUUCGUCGCUCGAUACACGUUCUUGACAUGGAAGAUCCGACGCAAACGACAUCUCCCGGAUCUCAAGAACAAGAACGACCUCCCAUCACGACGAGAAACAGACGUCGACGUCGAACUCGGCGACACCCCGAAAGGCGAAGAAUAUGAAUUUACCGUCCUCGACCCCGUGCGACAACUAAAGCUCAUUCACCACCAAAACAAGCUCUCUAAAUCCCACACCUUCUACAAACCCCACGAAACAUUCACCCACUACGCAUUCCCCAUGCGUCUCCUCAUCGCCAUCGUGGUCCUCCUAGACUGCCACUCCCUAUUCCAGAUCGCCCUAGGCACCUGCACGUGGGCCAUCAGCUACCACGUCCGCCCCUUCGCCUUGACAACCGUCAUCCUCUGCUGCUCUAUCUGCUGCAACAUCACCGGCGGUGUCCUGAUCAUGAUUGGCGACCGCAUGACUCGCAAGAAAGACGUCGUGGAGCGCCUCUUCCGCCAGCAAUUAACCGAGGAAGCAAUGAAGAAGAUCCGAAAGAAGAAGCGGAAAGAAGAAGAGAGGCGAAACGCCGAGAAUGGUGGCGUGUCACGUUCCCAUUCGAUCUCUUCCCAGCGAAAGCUGUCACUCUCACAACCAAGAGAAGACGAGUAUGAAUCAUAA